Sardina pilchardus (European sardine) is the source of this 7954-nucleotide messenger RNA. Its product is annotated as phospholipid-transporting ATPase ABCA1-like. The transcript is spliced from 50 exons. Gene Ontology annotation, cellular component: intracellular membrane-bounded organelle; membrane. Gene Ontology annotation, biological process: phospholipid efflux; transmembrane transport. Lineage: Eukaryota; Metazoa; Chordata; Actinopteri; Clupeiformes; Clupeidae. The coding region runs from base 244 to 6966 and encodes 2240 amino acids. The record is from RefSeq and is a predicted model, not a curated record. Gene Ontology annotation, molecular function: phosphatidylcholine floppase activity; ABC-type transporter activity; ATP binding.
AUACUACAGUAAAAGCAGCCGCUGCGUGUGAGCCUUUAGUUUUUAGUAUAGUGAGAUAAUGGUGGUUCAGAGGUCUACUGCUCAAUUUGACUGAGUCCCGUUUUGAAAUACGCAGCGUACUCUCUGGGAUGUCCAAGCUUUCCUGUCUCUCACACAGUAUCUAUCGUAUCCAUGUGUGUCACCACUGUGCCUGACGUUAUUAAAGGGCCGUUGCCAUAACGACACGUGGGCAGGCCAGGCAUAAUGGCUCUCCUGACGCAGCUAGGACUCCUCCUGUGGAAGAACUUUACUCUCCGCAAGAGACAAAAGGUGAGGCUGGUUGUGGAAGUGAUAUGGCCGCUGUUCCUCUUCUUCAUCCUGGUCUGGGUCAGAUCGACCACUCAGCCCAUCUACAAAGGCCAAUGUUAUUACCCCAACAAAGCCAUGCCUUCUGCCGGAGUGUUGCCAUGGCUUCAAGGCCUCAUGUGUAACCUUAACAACCCCUGUGUUAACAGUCCCACACCUGGGGAGACCCCUGGCCAAGUCAACAAUUUCAACUCCUCCAUGAUCUCGGGGAUGUUAAUCGAACUGCAGACGCUACUGUCCGCCGGAUUCUCCCCGACGAAGGUCAAACAGCUAUCGGACGAUCUUGGCCAGUGGUCCUCCAUUCUCGAAAAUGCUGACCUUGAAAAUGGUCAACCAGUUCCUCUGAGAAGUCUUCUGCGAGACGAUGAAAGUUUCACGGUGUUUUUGCAAGAGGAGCUCGGCGUGCCGCCUUCUACAGCCCAGAGGUUAAUGAAGACAGGUGUACGCAUCAACACGGUCCCCCAGCUCUCGGCAGAGCCGGUCCUGAGGUCAGUGCUGUGUGAGGGCCGAACGCUCGAGCGGUACCUUGAGUUUGGCUCGGACGCCGACCGGGACGCCUUCCAGAACGUCAGCUGCUCCCUCAGCCCUGCCCAGCUGCAACAGACUCAAGAGGCGUUCCAGACGAGCCUGGACCCCAGGAAGCUGCUCCGCAAUCUCCCCACAGUGCUGGACCUGAACCCUGCCGAGAGUGUCGAGCUCUACAGCCAAAUGGUGACAGACGUGGCUCCUCUCGUGGACCAGUUUCUGAGGACUCAGAGGACUCUGCUCAGUAUGACUGAUGGUGUGGACUUCAGAAAUAACCCCUUAGGUGGCCUAAGUGCACUGCUGUGUGCGCCAACGCCUGGCUCCAACUCCACUUACUCCACCCAAGCCAGGUCCUAUUCAUGGGCGAUGAGUGAACGGACGGACAGCAUUAACCAGCAGCCGACUCCAGGGAAUGCUAGUGACUUCUGCCAGACGCUCAUCGACACCUUGCAGGGCAAUCCCCGUCUGAAGGCCGUGUGGAGCGCGCUCAGACCGCUCGUACAGGGGAAGGUUCUCUACACGCCGGACGCACCAGUGACCAGGCAACUCAUGGAACAGGCAAACGGCACGUUCGAUGCCCUGGCCAGGCUGAAGGCGCUGGGCGAAGCCUGGGAGGAGAACGAGCCAAGAACCUGGGACUACUUUCAAAAUGGCAGCCAAAUCAAUAGAUUACGGGAUUUGCUGAAGAACCCCCUCUUUGCAGCGAUCAUAAACGAGCGUCUGAACGGGACCGGGCUAACUGCUGCGAUCGUCGCUAACUUCCUGUAUAAUGGACCUCCGGAGGACCGACCCGCGGGGAUGCCAGACUACGACUGGCGCAACGCCUUCAACACCACCAGCCAGGUUUUGGAACAGAUGACCCAACUCCUUGGGUGCUUGGACCUGGAUAAGUUCGAGGCCCUAGCCGGUGAGGGCCCAAUGGUGGACAGAGCGAUGGAGCUGAUAGACAACCAGAGUUACUGGGCAGGGAUCGUGUUCGAGGGCCUGGAUGCCAGCGCGACGCAGCUGCCCGCGUUCGUCAAGUACACGAUAAGGAUGGACAUCGAGGACGUGGAGCGCACCGAUAAGAUUCAGGAGAGGUCGUGGGACCCUGGCGCGAGAGACCACUCCUUUAACGACAUGCGCUACGUGUGGGGCGGCUUCGCCUACCUCCAGGACAUCGUGGACCACGGGAUCGUCCAGACGCACGCCAACAAGAGCCAGCCCCUCGGCGUGUUCGCCCAGCAGAUGCCGUACCCCUGCUUCGUUGAUGACAGCUUCAUCUCCACCAUCGGGGCCAUCCUGCCCAUGUUCCUGGUGCUGGCCUUCAUGUACUCGGUGUGCCAGAUCAUUAAGGGCCUGGUGCUGGAGAAGGAGACCCGUCUGAAGGAGGUCCUGCGGGUCGUUGGCGCCGCAAACGGCCCCCUCUGGCUCGCCGCGUUCAUCGAGAACAUAGUGCUGCUCACCGUGCCCUGUGCUCUUAUCAGUAUCAUGAUCAAGUUUGGGAAUGUGCUGAAGUAUAGCGACCCGUCGGUGAUCUUCGUCUUCCUGUUGGUCUUCUGCGUGGCGACCAUCAUGGAGGCCUUCCUCAUCAGCGUGUUUUUCAGUCGGGCGAAUCUGGCAGCCGCCUGCGGGGGCCUCAUCUUCUUCGUGCUCUACCUGCCGCACUCGCUCUGUUACGCCUGGAGUGACCAGAUGACCUUCCCCAUGAGGGUUGCUGCGAGUCUUCUCUCCUGCGUGGCGUUUGGCUUUGGCUGUGAGAGGUUCGCCCUUUACGAGGAGCAAGGCGUCGGCAUCCAGUGGCACAACGUCAACGCAAACCCUGACGGCACCGGCUACAGCUUCACCCUGUCCAUCGUCAUGAUGCUGGUGGACGCCGUCCUCUACUGGAUCCUCACCUGGUACAUAGAGAACGUCUUUCCAGGUCAGUAUGGCAUCGCUAAGCCAUUCUACUUCCCCUUCACCCGGACCUACUGGUGUGGCACAGAGUCCAACUCUGAGCUGAGCACCGAGGCCAUCACAGACCUGGAGGAUCACAAAGGUUACCUAGAGAAGCCUCCUCCGAAUAUGAGAGCCGGUGUGUCUGUCCGCAACCUGGUGAAGAUCUACAAGACCGGGAAGAAGCUGGCUGUGGACGGCCUGAGCCUGGACUUCUACGAGAACCAGAUCACCUCGUUUCUGGGCCACAAUGGAGCAGGGAAGACAACAACAAUGUCCGUCCUGACCGGCCUGUUUGCCCCCACCUCCGGGACAGCCAUCAUCAACGGCUACGACAUCCGCACUGAUAUGGACUCCAUCAGAAAGCACUUGGGAAUGUGUCCGCAACACAACGUCCUAUUCAACGACCUGACCGUGGAGGAGCACAUCUAUUUCUACGCCCGCUUGAAGGGACGGAGCAAGAAGGAGGUGGACAUGGAGAUCGACCAGAUGAUUGAGGAUGUCGGUCUGCCACACAAGAGAAAAGAGCUGGCAAAGAACCUAUCAGGUGGGAUGCAGAGGAAGCUGUCUGUUGCCAUAGCGUUUGUGGGUGGGUCCAACAUAGUGAUUCUGGACGAACCUACGGCGGGAGUGGAUCCGUAUGCACGCAGAGGGAUCUGGGAACUCCUCCUCAAGUAUAAACAAGGUCGGACCAUCAUCUUGUCCACCCACCACAUGGACGAGGCCGAUAUCCUUGGCGACCGCAUCGCCAUCAUCUCCCACGGCCGCAUGUGCUGCUGUGGCUCCUCCCUCUUCCUGAAGAAGUGCUUCGGCAGCGGCUACUACCUCACCCUCGUGCGCGCCGCCGACAACAAGAUGGCCGCCCAGAGGCCCGGCAUCUACCAGAACUUAAAGGAUUCUGAGACUGAUUCAAUGGACGACGGCAUCGGCAGCAAAAGUUCAAGCUGCUCGGACCCCCCAGACGUGGCGGACGUCAGUGGCCUGAUCAGGAGGCACGUGCCCCAGGCCGUGUUCCUGGAGGGCAUCGGGCACGAGCUCACCUACAUCCUGCCCUACGCGGGCGCCAGAGACGGCACCUUCGCCCAGCUCUUCAAAGAGCUGGACCUGGAGAUGGGCCAGCUGGGCAUCACCAGCUACGGGAUCUCAGACACCACUCUGGAGGAGAUCUUCCUCAAAGUGGCAGAGGAUACUGGAGUAGAUAUGGCACCACAAGAUGAAGCUGGAAGUUUUACACGCGACUGGAAGCGAAGUUCACGAGAGUCUCGACGCAACAGCAUCGCCACAGCAAAGGAAACCACUGACCCAGCCGCCUCUCAAUCUAUAGAGCUGAAGGGGAGAUCCAAAAGAAAAGUAGUAGACUGGGAGCGGGCGUCGAGCCUUAACGGGAAAGGUUCCUCAGUCAUCACCGGCUGGGAGCUCAUCAGACGGCAGUUCCUGGCUCUCUUCAUCAAGCGCUUCCACCACGCCAGACGCAGCCGCAAGGGACUCAUCGCUCAGAUUGUCAUGCCCGCCCUGUUUGUGGUCCUCGCUCUCAUCUUCUCCCUGAUUGUACCCCCGUUCGCUGAAUACCCCAACCUGGAACUCCAGCCUUGGAUGUACGGUUCUGCACAGAACACCUUCAUCAGUGUGGACGAGCCCAACGUCACGGAGGUCUCGCAGGUGGCCGAGUCCUUGCUGAACGACCCCGGCUUCGGGACACGCUGCAUGGCAGGAAACCCGAUACCACAUCUCCCGUGUGAACCUCAGAAGGCCACAGACUGGUACACUCCCCCCGUGGACCCUGCGGUGAGUGACGUCUUCGCCAACGGGAACUGGUCCUUCGCCAACCCCUCCCCCGACUGUGAGUGCAGCACCCCUGAGCGGAGCUUCAUGCUACCAGACUGCCCCCUGGGGGCCGGAGGACUGCCCCCUCCCCAGAAAACUCAGAUCACAACCGACAUGCUUCAUGACAUGACUGGAAGAAACAUGACUGAUUAUCUCCUGAAGACCUACGAGAAAUCCGGCAAAAAUCGGUAUGGAGGGAUCUCAGUCGGAGGAGAGAACUCUCAAGUCAGAAUGAACGAGUCAGAAAUCGCCACUGUUUUCGAGGAGUUGCGGAACAUUUUCAACGCCUCGCAGGAUAACACGACCGAGCAGAUCCUGCAGGACAUGGAGGUGGUAUUCAGAGAGCUCGGAACUCAGCAUAAUGUCAAGGUGUGGUUCUACAACAAAGGCUGGCAUGGGAUGGUGUCUUUCCUGAACACGGCCAACAACGCCAUCCUGCGUGGCAACCUGCCUCCCCACCUGGACCAACGUCUCUACGGCAUCAGAGUUUCCAACCACCCACUCAACCUCACCAAGGCACAGCUCUCGUACGCAGCCAUGGCCAGCACCUCUACGGACAUGGUGGUGUCCAUCUGUGUGAUCUUCGCCAUGUCCUUCAUCCCAGCCAGCUUCGUGCUCUUCCUCAUCCAGGAGCGGGUCAACAAGGCCAAGCACCUGCAGUUCGUCAGCGGCGUUAACCCCGCCGUCUAUUGGGUGGCCAACUUCGCUUGGGACAUGUGCAACUACAUUGUCCCCUGCUUCAUCGUGAUCGUCAUCUUCCUCUGCUUCCAACAAAAGUCCUACGUCUCACCGCCCAACCUGCCCGCCCUGAUUCUGCUGCUGGUGCUGUACGGGUGGGCCAUCACGCCUAUGAUGUACCCGGCGUCCUGGUUGUUCAGUGUGCCCAGCACGGCCUACGUGGUGCUCACCUGCGUCAACAUGUUCAUCGGCAUCAACGGCAGCAUAGCCACCUUCAUCAUGGAGCUGUUCGACGACCCGAACGUCAAGGAAAUUAAUGACAUCAUGAAGCAGGUGCUGCUGAUCUUUCCCCACUUCUGCCUGGGCAGAGGACUCCUCGACAUGGCAAUGAACCAGGCCACGGCCACUCUCUAUGAGAGCCUAGGCGAAGACGUCUUCAAGGACCCCCUCAGUUGGGACAUGGUGGGCAAGAAUCUGUUUGCCAUGACGGUGCAAGGAGUCGUCAUGUUCGCCGUCACCCUGCUCAUCCAGUACAAGUUCUGCUGCAGUCGCAGACUGGUGUCGGUGGAGCCUUCAUCACAGGCGGAGGAGGAUGAAGACGUGGCGCGCGAGAGAACACGAAUCCUCCAGGGCGGCGCCGACGCUGACCUGCUCCGGGUCUGCGACCUCACCAAGGUGUACCGUGGGAAGAAGGUUCCAGCUGUGGACAGAAUCUGUGUGGGUGUCCCUGCAGCAGAGUGCUUUGGGCUGCUAGGCAUCAAUGGCGCUGGGAAGACCACCACGUUUAAAAUGCUGACAGGGGACAUCGGUGUCUCUGGUGGGGAAGCCUUCCUAAAUGGCCACAGCAUCCGCACCGAGAUGCAGCUGGUCCAGCAGAACAUGGGCUACUGCCCGCAGUUCGACGCCAUCAACGACCUCCUGACCGGCCGAGAACACCUGGAGUUCUACGCCCGCCUGCGAGGGGUACCUGAGAAAGAAGUCUCCAUGGUGGCAGAGUGGGGCAUCCAGAAGCUGGGGCUGCUCAAGUACGGCAACAAGUCCGCCGGCACCUACAGCGGGGGCAACAAGCGCAAGCUCUCCACCGCCAUGGCUCUGAUUGGCUGCCCACCCGUCGUCUUCCUGGAUGAGCCUACUACUGGCAUGGACCCCAAAGCUCGGCGGUUCCUGUGGGACUGCAUUCUGAGCGUCAUCAAGCAAGGGCGUUCUGUCGUUCUAACCUCGCACAGCAUGGAGGAGUGUGAGGCCCUGUGUACUCGGAUGGCCAUCAUGGUCAACGGACAGUUCAAAUGCCUGGGCAGCAUCCAGCACCUGAAGAGCAGGUUUGGUGAGGGCUACACGGUGAUUGUGAAGGUUGGGGGCUCGCCGCCUGCCCUUGGGCCCGUGGAGGAGUUUGUGCGGGCCAACUUCCCCGGCAGCACGCUCAAGGAGCGGCACCACAACACGCUGCAGUACCAGCUCCCGCACGGAGAGGGCGCUCUGGCGGCCAUCUUCAGCCGGUUCACCAAGCACCAGAAGGCCCUCAGUGUGGAGGACUACUCCGUCUCCCAGACCACACUGGACCAGGUCUUUGUCAAUUUCGCCAAGCACCAGUACGAUGAGGACGAGGAGGCGCAUGCCCAGGCCUAUCAAAACCAGGUCGACCUGUCGGACGAGAUGCCAGCUCGCCGAAAGAAAUAGUCCAACACUUUCAACUUCAAGUGAAAGGGAGAAGAGGCUCAGCACUCUGCGAAGUCAGAGGACAAACUCAGGCACUUUGAUGAUUGAUGAUUGUGUCAUGCUUGGAUAUUGUUGAUAAUUCAAGCAACUUAAAAAUCAUGUAUCUUUUUUUAUUAUUAUUUUUAAUAUAUGAAUCAAGUUGAAAUGGAAAAUAUUAUAUAGAAGAUUGUACUUAUUAUCUUUACUUAUAACACCAUUUUGUGUGAAACAGCUUAUAACUCAUGGUUUACAAUUGCUCAUAGUUCACAAUAGCUCAUAGCUCACACCCAUUCACCCUUGGGGUUCUAAGUACAUGCUUUCUGUGACAAAAAAGUCCCAUGCUGAAGAAAUAUGAUUCCCAAAGGAUCCCAAAUGGGUCUUUGAAGCUGCAAAGGUUUCAGGUCAAGUCAUCUCAGCUCUGGCACAUUGACAAGUCAAAGAUAAUUCUCUGUGCGUGCAGCAUUAAAGUGACAAUGAUUUUAUAAGCAUUGCAUGUUCUAAUUCAAAACAUAUAGCUACAAUACCAAAUCAUUAAGUUGUUUGACAUGUGUAUUAUAUAUAACUUUUUCUUUAUCAUGCAUUUUUUUAAAUGGUUGUAUAAGACCACGUGCAAUAUUGUCAUACAGGCUGUAACAUAUAACAUAUGAGAAUGUUUACUUGAAAAAGAAAAUAUUUUAGUACAAAAUACUUGAUGUUUACCUCCAACAAUGUUCUACAACAGUGCGCUACACAACUCCAACAAGAGUCUACAACAUAUUUAACCAGAUGAACGAUAACAUUAGUCCUUGUGUCUACAAAUCAGCUAUUUAUUCUCAGUCUAAUCAGAAACACCUUAUUUCCAAUCAAAGAUGAUAUUAUACUAUUUGCAUUUUUAUUUUAUUGAUUUAUUUGAUAUGGGACCAUACAUAUUCAUGAACAUUGUUGUAUAAAAACACCAUGCAAAUAUGCCAUAAUUAGUAAAUACUGUAUA